AUGGCCUCGCCAAGGCGCGUCCUCCAGCUGGGAUUCAUCUGGUUUUGCAAUUUAAACGGACUCACCACCUUCAGCUUCUCCUCGGGAAGAAUUCGCGAGUCCCGCUUUCUUUUCUGCUACCGAAUAUUCCACAAUAUCCUGGUUAUGGUCCUAACCAUUAAGUUCCUGAUGGAUUUUUGGCACUUUAGUGCCGACUCCUUUGAGGAAUCGCCGCUGGUUCGCCUGGCCGCCAUCACUUACUUUGGCCUGGUUUUUCUCUCCCUGAUUAGCUGCAUGGGAAGUGCACAUCGGCGACAGGAUCGGAUAAGGAAUAUGAUCACGAAGCUACAGGAUAUGGAGGACCUAAGUAAAUCUCGUAACUACCGAAUUCCCAAAAGCAGGAAGCGUUUCCUAAAUUUCCUCCUAGUUGUUCUGACCGCCCUGCUUGUCCUUCGACUCUCGGUUCAUGCGUACUUGAAUGUCAAUAAAUUUCGGCGGGGAAUCCACAAUCCCUGCAACUGCUUUCUGUCCGAGUGCAUGAUUUUCGCCAUGAACUCCUUGGCCUUUGGCCUCAUGCUCGAGAUUACCCGCAAUUGGUGGCGGCUGGAGUCGGGUCUGAGGAUGCUGAUAUUGGCUCCGGAACCUCUCCCCGAUAGACUCAUUCAUCUGCAACAGCUCCAAACCAUGUUCCAGUGCCUGAUUGAUAUGACGGACGAGGUGUGCUUGGUGUUCAGAUUCGUGUUUCUGUGCUAUUUGCUGCGCAACGUGUGGAGCGGUAUACGGGUCGGAUACAUGCUCGUCCGGGUCUGUCUGGGCCACAGCGCCAUUGAAUCCGAGAUGGAGUACCUGCAGAUGGUGUUUAUCACCUGUAUACAGCCGCUAAUGUUCUCCUUGAUGAUGAACUCUCUGACGCAUUCCAUUGAUUCAAUGCUAGAGGACACCAAGGCUGCGAUUAGGGGGCUUUAUAGUCGAGGUAACAGUCAGGUGGAGCGCAGGAUGGAAUGGUUCUCCUUGCAAUUGGCGGAGCAGCACACCUAUGUCCACAUCUUUGGCACUUAUCGCAUGAACCGCAGCUUGGUCUUUGAUGGCUGUUCCGUUAUCCUGCUGCACGUCAUCUAUAUGGUGCAGUGCGAGUACACUUCAAUGCUUUAG
Molecule: messenger RNA, 1131 nt
Organism: Drosophila kikkawai
Lineage: Eukaryota; Metazoa; Arthropoda; Insecta; Diptera; Drosophilidae
Product: putative gustatory receptor 85a
Biological process (GO): sensory perception of taste
Cellular component (GO): membrane
Source: RefSeq, a predicted model, not a curated record